Molecule: messenger RNA, 737 nt
Organism: Arachis duranensis
Lineage: Eukaryota; Viridiplantae; Streptophyta; Magnoliopsida; Fabales; Fabaceae
Product: auxin-induced protein 6B-like
Exons: 3
Coding region: 59-583 (174 amino acids)
Biological process (GO): response to auxin
Source: RefSeq, a predicted model, not a curated record
GUAUCCUAACUCAAACACUUAUUUCUCAUACAAGUUCUUUGAAAAAUCAAUAUACAAUAUGGGUUUCCGCAUUCCAAGUAUUAGAAGGGCAGCAAAAACAAUUUCCAAGGGUCUUGAAGUACCAAAAGGUUACCUUGCAGUCUAUGUUGGAGACAACAUGAGGCGAUUCGUGAUUCCGAUAUCAUACUUGAACCAACCUUUAUUUCAAGAAUUGUUGAGUCAAGUUGAAGAAGAAUAUGGAUAUGAUCAUCCAAUGGGUGGUCUUACAAUCCCAUAUAAAGCUCUUGCUUUUUCUUACAUACAUAGAAAGAUGGGUUUCCGUUUUCCUGUCAUCCGAAAGGCAUCAUUCUCUGCUAGGCAAGCAGCUUCAAAAUCUGUAGAAGUCCCAAAGGGGUAUCUUGCAGUGUAUGUCGGAGAGAACCAGAAGCGUUUUGUGAUUCCCAUUUCAUAUUUGAACCAACCUGCAUUCCAAGACUUGUUGAGUCAAGCUGAGGAAGAGUUUGGAUAUGAUCAUCCCAUGGGAGGUCUCACAAUUCCCUGCAGUGAACAUGUCUUCCAGUUAAUCACAUCUCGCUUGAAUUGAUGAUGAAUCUCACCCUAUAGGACACUGAUAUAGAUUAACAUAGACAUGUUGUGUACAAUAGAUUAGUAUAGAGCAUCAGAAUGACAUUCAAAGAGUAUGUCUUCUGUUUUUUGUACGAUGACAAAUUGACAAUGAAUUAAAUUCAGUUAUUCAA